UGCCUGCUACCCUCAACUCUACUUUUCCGCUCCCGUCCUUCAUCCCCGACCCGCCCCGCCUCGCCUCGUCUGCAUCACAUUGCCUGCCUGCCUGCCUGCCUGUUUCCUCCAUGGAUUUGCUUCUCCCACCCAUGAAAAACCGCGUGGUGCCCACAGAUUCGAACUCCUCCGAGUUUUUUCACGGGCAUGCUUCCGUUCCACCAAGAAUGCGACCCAGACUGCUCCUCUCUCUCUAGCGGAAUGUCCAGUCCAGUCCAGUCCAGUUCAGGUUCAGGUUCAGGUUCAGGUUCAGGUUCACACUAGCGGCAUGCCAACAUGGGGCGUCUGCCUGCCUGUCUGACGGACGGACGGGAAGAUGCCAUCUCAAGUGCACGAGCAGUGCCUACGCCGCCCAUCUGUAUCUGCCGCCUCCGCCUCCUCCUCCACGCCGCUGCUCUGCAAGAUCGCAGAAUGAUUCCUCUAGUCCACCUCCUGGAGCAGCGCCGCCCACAGCACACUUGUUUUCUCCCUUCGUCCCGGUCUUCCUAGCCGCCUCGCCUGGGGAGCGGUAAUUUACUCCCUCCAACGUGCCCUGCCCACACAAUUCUUCUUCCCUUUUACCCGGCCACCAAGACACCAUAGUACUGUCUCUAGUAAGGUGGGCCGAGUGCGUGCUUUUGUACCGGGGAAGGAAUUCUCCGCCUCCCACGCAAUCCGGCCCUGCCAUCCAUUCACAUGGACACACAACAUGGGACACCUUUACACCACCUCCGGAUGCUGUCUUACUGCUGCAGCAGCAUUAUUCGCAUUAGUAACUUAGUAUUACCUCCUGUCAGUGAGGCCACUCGUUUAAUACUGUCCUACUAUGACUAUGCUCACUCUAGGCCACCCUCCUCACUCUACCCAUCACCAUUAGUUUAGUUUAAUGGCAGUGGUUGCAGAAAGAGGGAAAAACAAACCAAAGCCACAUGCGUCGCAACCAAUGCGUCUAAUUCCGUCCUCACGUUUACAACCACGGGUCUCAAAAUCCAGUGCCGAGGAAUGCCGUAGGGGCGUGCCGUACGGUGGCCGGCACCGGGAUUAUUAUGCCCUUCCUUCCGUGGUUCUUCUCGAGAUUGUGUUUGCCCCUGACCUGGGACCAAACCCAAUGAUGAACGACGUUUACAUGUAUACCAGCAUCUAUCCAUCAGUGUCAGUGUCAGGCCCCCCUUUCUUUCCUUUUCAUCAUUCCUCAUCGUCCUGGCUGGCCUACCGAUCGAGCUUCGCCGUCACGGAGGCGAUCGAUCAAUCAAUCAAAUGGUUUUCCAUUUUGUUUUUUCGUUCACGAGCGUCGGUGCAAAGGGAGUGAGAUUAGCAGCUGCUCAUGUGGGAUCCCAACAACAGGCCCCAGGUGUUGAUUGAUAUAUAUAUAGUAGCAAGGUCUGUCAGGUUCAUCUUCUUCCCCUUUUGUUUGAGAAGAAAAAGAAAUUAUAUAAACUACUCCAAACUCACGCUUAGAAUAGCGUUACCCUAUAUAUAUAAUGCAUGUAGAAUCUAGAUACAAUGCCGUCGAUGUGUGCCUCGCAACCAACCAGUUUAGAAUCGCCAAAAGGAAAUUCAGAAAUGCAAAAGGGGAAGCUGCUGCCUGCCCACCACCACCUACAUGGAUGGUUGGAAUAGUUUAAGCAGUGGUGGUUGCAGAUGGCACGUCCAUGAGCAUGCACCUAGAGGUAAGAUGUAGCCAUCAGAGUAAGCAAUGCGCUGAAAUGAAAGAAUGAAUGAAAGAAAGUUUGGUCAUCUCCUCAGGAAGCCUCUGCGCCGUCCUUUGCCGACAGAAUCCAGUGGCUAAAGCAGCGUUUGAUUAAAAAAGAGAGCGGGAGAUGAGGUGUCGUAGAAUGAUGAUGAUGGUGAUGAUGAUCUUAGUGCUGCUCGUUAUUAAUCUGAGGCUUGCGGUGCUAAGCUACUGAUGGUACCAUCUUUGCAAAACCUGUCCUGUUGUGGUUGUGCCCAAGUUCCUGCAAAUGAAGAGAUUGAACUGGAUGGGGUCUGUUUGAUAUUCCUCCCCAGUCCCCACUCCCUGCCUGCAAACUAGCCGACGAUGGAUCUCCACAUGAAGCUUCUGCUGGCCUCCCUCAGCUGUGUACUUCUGAUACAAGGAGCAUUCUGUGAUAACACUGCAGGGGGGACUGGAGCCACAAGCUGGGCAUGUGUGUGCGCUGCUCAUCCGCUUGGUGAAUCUAACUCCAAUAGCAGCCUGUCAUCCAGCUGCGACUCCUCGUGCCAUUGCCUACGAGUUGCAGAUGAAAACGGCAGCACAGGAUCAUGGAACUGCUCGUGCCGCUCUGGCAAGGACCUUCAGGAAGAAGAACAUGCUGUGGUGCACAGCGGGAGUUGCUUCACUUCCUGUAACUGCACAUCUGGAAGUUCUGAACAGGGUAGGAAACAUUUCUCUAGCAAGACGGUCAUUGCAACACUCCUGGUAUGUGUGGUUCUCACCACUGUUGCUUUCGUCGGCACCACGGCGUACUACUUUCGCCGCAAGGACGCGCUCUCUCCGCGUUCCCGGAUGCACUCUUUUGACAAGUAUGCCAGCUGGAGCAGCAGAUCGAACCUCGUCAGCCAUCGAUCUUCUCCCCUUACCCAACUGAAACCCAAACCGGGGCUCAGUGUCAUCAAAGGCUUUUUGUGUAGCUGCCCGCUCGUCUCCCGGAGAGAAGAUGGCCCAUUCCCCGGCGUGGUUCUCCGGUUCUCCUACGCGGAGUUGGAGCAGGCAACUGGGAAAUUCUCCGACGAACAGCUCAUUGGCGUCGGCGGGACCAGCAAGGUGUACCGUGGCCAGCUCGCCGACGGCAAAGUUGUCGCCGUGAAGAAGCUUCGGCCCCUCGGCGGUGCGGACGAAGACUAUGAGUUCCUCUCAGAGAUCGAGCUGCUGUCGCGGCUGAACCACUGCCACGUGGUGCCGCUGCUGGGGUACUGCUCGGAGCGGCAGGGGCGGCAGCUGGAGCGGCUGCUGGUGUUCGAGUGCAUGACCAACGGCAACCUGCGGGAGUGCCUGGACGACCUCAACAGGAAGCCCAUGGACUGGGCGACGCGCGUCGGCGUGGCGCUGGGCGCGGCGAGGGGCCUCGAGUACCUCCAUGAGGCGGCGGCGCCGCGCAUCCUCCACCGGGACAUCAAGUCCACCAACAUCCUGCUCGACGACAGGUUCAGGGCCCGUAUCACGGACCUGGGCAUGGCCAAGUGCCUGAUGAACGACGGCGUGACGAGCUGCUCCAGCUCGCCGGCGCGCAUGCUGGGCACCUUCGGGUACUUCGCCCCGGAGUACGCCAUCGUCGGCAAGGCGUCGCUCAAGUCGGACGUGUUCAGCUUCGGCGUGGUGGUGCUGGAGCUCAUCACCGGCCGGCAGCCCGUGCACAAGAGGGGCGGCGCCGGCGCCACUGGCGGCGCGGACGAGAGCCUGGUGAUGUGGGCGACGUCGCGGCUCCGGGACAGCAGGCUGGUGGUGGCGGAGCUGCCGGACCCGGCGCUGAAGGGCGCGUUCCCGCCCGAGGAGAUGCAGAUCAUGGCGCACCUCGCCAGGGAGUGCCUGCAGUGGGACCCCGAGGCCAGACCCACCAUGACCGAGGUCGUCCAGAUCCUCUCCACCAUCGCGCCCCUCGCCGACAAGCGCCGCCGGCACCACCUGCCCGCCGCCGCCGGUGCCUUCGCCCCGGGCUUCCGUGCCGAGAGGCCGCAGGAAUGCUCGAUGUGGCAGGACGGUGAUGCCGACCGUGGCCGCGAUCACAUGCACGGAGGGAACGGCAGCAACGUCAAGGGCGCCGUCGUGUCCGGAGAGGUCGCGAUCAACGUCGGCACGCCGGUGAUGAUGGGCCGGAGCUGGCGGUCGGCAGAGCAGGAGGAGGUGGACCUGACGGAGCCGCGGCUGGAGACGUUCACGCAGCCGACGACGGCGACGAGCCUCUACAGGUGAAGGGAGAUCGAUCGAAUACGUUGUAGAAGAGAUAGAUGUAGAAUAGUCAAGUAGCACCAGAAACUCUGCUGCGAUCCUCCGCGUGCAUGGCAUGGCGGGACUGAUCUAUCUUUGUACAGGCAAAAACGUAAUCAAAUCAAUUUGAGAAGAAAAAUGGGAAUGAGACGCAUCGCGCCCAAAUUUACCAAA
Molecule: messenger RNA, 4117 nt
Organism: Aegilops tauschii subsp. strangulata
Lineage: Eukaryota; Viridiplantae; Streptophyta; Magnoliopsida; Poales; Poaceae
Product: receptor-like serine/threonine-protein kinase NCRK
Biological process (GO): protein phosphorylation
Molecular function (GO): protein kinase activity; ATP binding
Source: RefSeq, a predicted model, not a curated record